AGGGGUAGUUUGUAAACACCGCUGAGCUCGGGCCUCGGUGGCGACCGAAGGAAGCAUGAACUAGUGACCUGGAAAGGGAUACAUAGAUGGAAACUUGAGAAGUACUGCUUACUUAAUUAGAGCUGAAGGAUUCCUGGCAGCAGAGCAAAUAAAGCUCAUGGCCCACCAGCUAGAAAGUAUCCUUGCCAUGAAAAAGAGGACGUGAUAAGUUGUUCAACUUAUGAAAUUCAAGUUACAUGUGAAUUCUGCCAGGCAAUACAAGGACCUGUGGAAUAUGAGUGAUGACAAACCCUUUCUAUGCACUGCCCCUGGAUGUGGCCAGCGUUUUACCAACGAGGAUCAUUUGGCUGUCCAUAAACAUAAACAUGAGAUGACACUGAAAUUUGGUCCAGCACGUAAUGACAGUGUCAUUGUGGCUGAUCAGACCCCAACACCAACAAGAUUCUUGAAAAACUGUGAAGAAGUGGGUUUGUUUAAUGAAUUGGCAAGUCCAUUUGAGAAUGAAUUCAAGAAAGCCUCAGAAGACGACAUUAAAAAAAUGCCUCUAGAUUUAUCCCCUCUUGCAACACCCAUUAUAAGAAGCAAAAUUGAGGAGCCCUCUGUUGUAGAAACAACUCACCAAGAUAGUCCUUUACCUCACCCAGAAUCUACUACCAGUGAUGAAAAGGAGGUACCAUUGGCACAAACUGCACAGCCCACAUCAGCUAUCGUUCGUCCAGCAUCAUUACAGGUUCCCAACGUGCUGCUUACAAGUUCUGACUCCAGUGUAAUUAUUCAGCAAGCAGUACCUUCACCAACCUCAAGUACUGUGAUCACCCAGGCACCAUCCUCCAACAGGCCAAUCGUUCCUGUACCGGGCCCAUUUCCUCUUCUGUUGCAUCUUCCUAAUGGACAGACCAUGCCUGUUGCUAUUCCCGCAUCAAUUACAAGUUCUAAUGUGCAUGUUCCAGCUGCAGUCCCGCUUGUUCGGCCAGUCACCAUGGUGCCUAGUGUUCCAGGAAUUCCAGGUCCUUCCUCCCCUCAACCAGUACAGUCAGAAGCAAAAAUGAGAUUAAAAGCUGCUUUGACCCAGCAACAUCCUCCAGUUACCAAUGGUGAUACUGUCAAAGGUCAUGGUAGUGGAUUGGUUAGAACUCAGUCAGAGGAAUCUCGACCACAGUCCCUACAACAGCCAGCCACAUCCACUACAGAAACUCCGGCUUCUCCAGCUCACACAACUCCACAGACCCAAAAUACAAGCGGUCGUCGAAGAAGAGCAGCUAAUGAAGAUCCUGAUGAAAAAAGGAGGAAAUUUCUAGAGCGAAAUAGAGCAGCAGCAUCAAGAUGCCGACAAAAAAGGAAAGUCUGGGUUCAGUCUUUAGAGAAGAAAGCAGAAGACUUGAGUUCAUUAAAUGGUCAACUGCAGAGUGAAGUCACCCUGCUGAGAAAUGAAGUGGCACAGCUGAAACAGCUUCUUCUGGCUCAUAAAGAUUGCCCUGUAACCGCCAUGCAGAAGAAAUCUGGCUAUCAUACUGCUGAUAAAGACGAUAGUUCAGAAGACCUGUCAGUGCCAAGCAGCCCGCACCCUGAAGCUAUACAGCAUAGUUCUGUCAGCACAUCCAAUGGAGUCAGUUCAACCUCCAAGGCCGAAGCUGUGGCCACCUCAGUCCUCACACAGAUGGCAGACCAGAGUACAGAGCCCGCGCUGUCGCAGAUUGUUAUGGCUCCUGCCUCCCAGUCACAGCCCUCAGGAAGUUGAUUAAAAACCUGCGGUGCGGCAGUUUUAGAUACUCAUUAGUGACUUCAAAGGGAAAUCAAGGAAAGACCGGUUUCCGUUGAUGCGAAAUCUGUGGUUGUAAAUUUUUCUUUUUACUUGAAAUUAAAUUUGGCUCUAAAGUUGGUGUAGCGGCAGUUGAUGAUCAGCCUGAACAACAGUUUUUAGUCUCUGGAAAAAGACUGAUUUUGCUUUUUUUAUAAAUAUUGUUAGAUUUAUUAAUUUUCUGUGCUCAAUGUGUAAAUUGUAUUAUAAUUCAUUGUGGUUUAUUUCACUUUUAAUUUGGUGGUGUUUUAAUAAAUG
This is a messenger RNA of Puma concolor (puma), 2056 nucleotides long. NCBI's taxonomy places the organism in Eukaryota, Metazoa, Chordata, Mammalia, Carnivora, Felidae. The record is from RefSeq and is a predicted model, not a curated record.